AUGGGCGUGCCCUUUGAAAUAAAGGUCUUCCUCAGGAGCGAGGAGCCGGCGGUGGUGCGCAAGUGCUACCCGGCCAUGCGGCACGCGGAGGGCGACGUGAUCGCCCGCCACGACUGCGUGCUGCUCAAGUCGGGCCCGCGCCGCACCGACCUGCCCUUCGUCGCCAAGGUGGCGGCGCUCUGGGAGAACCCCGACGACGGUGAG
Molecule: messenger RNA, 204 nt
Organism: Gryllus bimaculatus (two-spotted cricket)
Lineage: Eukaryota; Metazoa; Arthropoda; Insecta; Orthoptera; Gryllidae
Source: the annotation of a GenBank genome assembly